This is a messenger RNA of Cyclospora cayetanensis, 714 nucleotides long. RefSeq names its product dolichol-phosphate mannosyltransferase subunit 1. Gene Ontology annotation, cellular component: endoplasmic reticulum membrane. The transcript has 11 exons. Bases 1 to 714 code for a protein of 237 amino acids. Lineage: Eukaryota; Apicomplexa; Conoidasida; Eucoccidiorida; Eimeriidae. The record is from RefSeq and is a predicted model, not a curated record. Gene Ontology annotation, biological process: protein O-linked glycosylation via mannose; GPI anchor biosynthetic process. Gene Ontology annotation, molecular function: dolichyl-phosphate beta-D-mannosyltransferase activity.
AUGGCGCUCUACUCUGUCAUCCUUCCUACUUAUAACGAAAGGGAGAAUCUUUCUCUGAUAGUUUAUAUGCUAUAUGAGACAUUUACUACUCACAAGCUGAAGUUUGAGAUCCUCGUGGUGGACGACAAUAGCCCCGAUGGCACUGCAGCUGAGUAUCGUCGGCUGCAGCAGGUCCUGGACCCCGAGAGGCUGCAUUUGCUGCAACGCCCUGGAAAAUUGGGCCUUGGCUCCGCUUAUGCAGAUGGCCUAAAGCAAAUUAAGGGGAACUUUGUGAUCCUCAUGGAUGCAGAUUUCUCCCAUCACCCCAAGUUCAUCCCAGACUUCAUCCGGAAACAAAAGGAUACGAAUUGUGAUGUGGUGACGGGCUCUCGAUAUAUUCCAGGAGGCGCUGUCCACGGGUGGAGCCUGCGGCGCAAGGUCAUAAGCCGAGGUGCAAACUUCCUCGCCCAGCUACUUCUUGAUCCGGCGGUUAGCGACUUGACGGGCUCCUUCCGCUUGUUUAAGCGGGAGGUCCUCGAGGCGCUGAUGCCCAAGAUUCAGUCCAAGGGAUAUGCAUUCCAGAUGGAGAUCAUUGUGAGGGCCCGUGCCUCCGGUCUCAGCAUCGAAGAGGUUCCCAUCACCUUUGUAGACCGGAUGAACGGGGAGUCCAAGCUCGGGCAGAUGGAGAUCGUGCAGUACCUCAAGGGUCUGCUGUACCUUUUCUGGAGUGUAUAG